Messenger RNA from Agelaius phoeniceus (red-winged blackbird), 2112 nucleotides. RefSeq names its product M-phase phosphoprotein 10 (gene MPHOSPH10). NCBI's taxonomy places the organism in Eukaryota, Metazoa, Chordata, Aves, Passeriformes, Icteridae. Gene Ontology annotation, cellular component: Mpp10 complex; nucleus; sno(s)RNA-containing ribonucleoprotein complex. Gene Ontology annotation, biological process: rRNA processing. The record is from RefSeq and is a predicted model, not a curated record.
AUGGCGGCGGUGCCGGGGAUCCCGGCGCUCCCGGGGCUCCAGGGCAUCCAGACGUGCCUCAGGGUGGCGGGAGCGGCCGCAGCGCGCCCCGAGUGCUUCCUCAGUGUGCAGGAUGGGCUGGCUGCCGACUUCAGAGCAAUGACAAAGACUCUCUACGAUUUGAAUAAAGGAAGUAACAUAGUUCGUGGGGGCCCUCUAAAAGAGCUGGUGAUAGAAAAUUUUGAUGAAGAACAGAUUUGGCAGCAGCUAGAGCUCCAGAACAAUGCAGUUCUCAAUUUCUUCAAGAAAUCCAUUGCAAGGGAUGCCGAGGAUGAAGAUCUUUGCCUUCUUUCAGACCAGGAAGACGAGGGCUCUGAUGCAGGGACCAGCAGUGACAAGGAGUUGGAAGACAACAUAAUGGAAGCAGACACUGAACAGAUGAAUGUUUAUACAAAAGAUAAAGAUAAAACUAAAACUAAAGCUAAAGAAAAGCAAAGUAAACUCAGAGAAAGCAUAAUGCAGAAAGACAGUGAUGAGGAUUCUGAUAUUGACUUUGAUAUUGAAGCACUGGAGCAACAAGCUAAAACAGCCAAGGAAACCACAUUGAGAAAGAAGGGAAGAAAAUCUGUAGUGGAUGAUAAGUUUUUCAAGCUAGCUGAGAUGGAAGCUUUUUUAGAACAUGCAGAGAAGGAAGACAAUGAAGAAGAAGAAGAAGAAGAUGACAUUAAUUAUUUUGAAGACAUUAUCUCAGAUGAUGAGGAAGACUCUGAAGAAGCUAAAGUCAAACCAAUUAAAAGUUCUAGAGAUAUGACAUACAAAGAUUUCUUUGAUCCAGUUGAUGAUGAUGAUGGUGAUGAUGAUUUAGUAGCUAAUGAUGCUGAAGAGGAUCAUGAAGAGGAAGCAGACAGUGCCAUUGAAGAGCAAAAUGAAGAAAGUAUGUCUGAGUUUGAGGAUAUGGAUGAAAUGGUGGAGCACAUGAGAAGUAAAGAAGCUUCUAAAAAAGUAACUUUCAGUUUGCCAGAUGACAGUGAAACAGAAGAUGUAACUGAAGCACAAUUAGAGAAGGACAUCAGUCCCAGUGAAAUAAAGUCCUCAUUUGAGAAGAGACAGGAAAAGAUGAGCAAAAAAAUAAAAAGCUUGGAAGAAGCAUUGUUAGAGGAGAAGCCUUGGCAGCUGAAAGGAGAAGUGACUGGGCAGAAGCGCCCUGAGAACAGCCUUUUGGAAGAAACAGUGCUCUUUGACCAUGCAGUGAGAAUGGCACCUGUGAUCACAGAAGAAACUACUUUUCAGCUUGAAGAUCUCAUUAAGCAGAGAAUAUUGGAUGAGGCAUGGGAUGAUGUAGUACCAAAAGAGAAACCCAAAGAGGAAGCUUUUGAGUACAAGAAGCGGAUCAGUUUGGAUCAUGAAAAGAGUAAACUGAGUCUGGCUGAGAUCUACGAGCAAGAAUACAUGAAACUUCACCAGCAAAAGACUGAAGAGGAAGAAAAUCCUGAACACAAAGAAAUUCAGGAAAUGAUGGAUUCACUCUUCCAGAAGCUGGAUGCACUUUGUAAUUUCCACUUCACACCCAAACCACCGGUGCCAGAAGUUAAAAUCGUUUCCAACCUUCCAGCUAUAAGUAUGGAAGAAGUAGCACCAGUUGCUGUUAGUGAUGCUGCUCUCUUGGCACCAGAGGAGAUCAAGGAAAAGAACAAAGCUGGUGAUGUAAAAACAGAUGCAGAAAAGACUCCCACAGACAAAAAACGAGAACUGAGAAGGAAAAAGCUCCGUAAACGUAUGAAGCGAAGGGAAAGGGAGAAACGUCAAAAGCUUCUUGAAAAGAUGAAACCAGACCAAGGCACAAAACUUAGCAAGAAAGCUGCUGCAGCAAAAUUAAAAAGGCUUACCAAAGAAGGCAAAGCAUCUCUGCUCAAGGAUGAAGGUAAAGACAAGGCCUUGAAAUCAUCCCAGGCCUUCUUUUCUCAGCUACAAGAUCAAGUGAGAAUGCAAAUCAAAGAUGCCAGCAAAUUAAAAAAGAAACAGAAGAAGGAGAAAGCAAUCUCUGUUCAUAAACUAAAGUUGUAAUUUACCUUUUUUAUACAGGUACAUGCAUAUAUACAUCUUGUAUAUAUUAAAUUUUUUUUCUGAAUUUGA